This is a messenger RNA of Cryptococcus wingfieldii CBS 7118, 540 nucleotides long. RefSeq lists its product as hypothetical. The coding region runs from base 1 to 540 and encodes 179 amino acids. The record is from RefSeq and is a predicted model, not a curated record. NCBI's taxonomy places the organism in Eukaryota, Fungi, Basidiomycota, Tremellomycetes, Tremellales, Cryptococcaceae. The transcript has a single exon.
AUGCACCUGGACCUCUCGGCACCAAAAGAUUCCGUAGCCGACUGGGUAGGAUCGGGCGAGCCUCUUCAUCAAGGGGAUAUUAUCAGCCUUAUUACCUUCAAAGAUGGCACCAGCACAAUCCUUCACAACGAAUGCGGAGGGAGUGCCAUCCGAUUUGGUCUGGAAGAAUGUGAGCGUGAAGCUAGGGAACAAGUAAUAGGUCAUAUCACACGCGAGGCUAUGGAGACUGCCGGCAUAUAUGAGGAAUACAAGACAACGUUUGGAGAGACGGUCUCUGUGCGCAUUGGCGCCUUGGAUCCGACUGGACAGUUCUAUCCGAUAAUGGAAGGUGACGAUGAGUUUCGGUUUGACAGAGACACCAAUACAAAUGAAACUCUAAUAACGGACUUCCGGCAGUUCAUUGGAAGCCUCACCCUCGACUCAGUCGCUGAAAGCAGAGCUACGGCGUGGGAGGAAGAAUGGGAGGCUCUUCAGCCAAGUGAAAGCGAAUAUGAUAGCAGCGAAUACGACAGCAGUGAACAUGAGAGGGGCCGAGAGUAA